AAUUUCCAAAUGAAAAUUACUAAAUAAAAAGGUCUCUUUUGAAAUCGUCACUUCUUAUGCAAAAUAAAUUCCUUUAAUUUAUUUUACCAAAAACAUAACACAGUACACUAUGUAGAGGUUGAAUAAGUCCUUAGUGGAUUAGUUGCAAACUAAUAAAUCCUUAUCACUAAUCAACCCUCAUUAAUUUUGUUAUUUUGUUAAUUGUACUCAUUUUUAUGUCUUAUUAGAUUCAUACUUGUAACAAUCAUCUUAUACAAGUAUAAUUUUCUUUUUUAAUUUCUCCUAUCUUUUAAUUAAUCUUGUUAGAUAAACAUGUCAAUCUUAGGCUAUGAUAGCAAUAAUACUAGCCAUAGCAGCAGCAAUAUGAGCAGCCAUUCAUUCUUUGAAAUCAAAAAACAAGCAUCAUCUUACAUCAAAGAGAAGAUUAAAACUGCCAGAUUGGUUCUCACUGAUGUUACACCAGCACAGUUGAUGACAGAGGAAGCAACAACUGCUAAUCCAUGGUCACCGGAUACUCGAAUCCUGGGACUAAUAUCAAGGGCUGCUUUUGAAGUUGAUGAUUAUUGGAGAAUUGUGGAAAUUCUGCAUAACAAAUUAUCAAAAUUUGAUAGAAAGAAUUGGAGGGAAUCUUACAAUGCUUUGAUAGUAUUAGAGCACUUGCUGACUCAUGGACCAGAAAGUGUUGCAGAGGAGUUUCAAACAGAGAAAUUCAUCAUCAAUAACAUGGAAACUUUUCAGCAUGUUGAUGAAAAAGGAUUUAAUUGGGGCCUUGCUGUGAGGAAGAAGUCAGAGAGAGUAUUGAAGUUGCUCGAAAAGAGGCCUCUCCUCAAGGAAGAAAGAGAGCAAGCCAGAAAGCUAACAAGAGAAAUUAAAGGGUUUGGUAGCUUUUCUGGAAGAUCAGCCUCCCUACUUGAAGACCCGUUGACUUCGUAUGGAAGGAGCCAUUCCCAGUUCAAUGAGCAUGGAUGUGAUGAAAAACCACCGGAAAAGAAUGGUUUGAAUCAGCCUCGAGUAAUCUUUCUAGAUCACGAUGGUAAGGAUGACAAACCCAGAACUGUAAAGAGGUUUCUGAAAGAAAAUAAGGCACCAAAACAUGAGACAAGGAAAGAAGAUUGGCUUGGUUGGAGCAAUAAUACGGGGGAGAAAAAUCUGCUCUUGAAUGAAACUAGCAAUGGGGUGCUUAUAGAAGAGGAAGAUCAUCCAUUUAAUGAUACUGAGGAACAUAAUAAAGUGUCUUUGUUGGCUGCUUCAAAAGAGGAUUAAGAACAGAUGAGUUGUUUUCUGUAUUUUAGUUACAAGGUCCUGCACGCGCAAUUUGCAGGUUGUAUAUCAUAAACAGAGCAUGUUAGCUUGUCUAAAAUGUUAACCUUUGGUCAUCAGAGAUCUUAAUUUCAAUUUAUGAAAAAGAGAAUGCUGUAGAAUGCAAGAAAGAUACCAAAAUUGUUGUUGUACAUUUACCUUUGAUGCAAUUUUCUUGACAGUUUUGUGCUGCAAAUCUGCAAUUAUAAGGUUA
Chenopodium quinoa (quinoa) is the source of this 1513-nucleotide messenger RNA. Its product is annotated as clathrin interactor 1-like. The record is from RefSeq and is a predicted model, not a curated record. The transcript is spliced from 4 exons. Gene Ontology annotation, biological process: endocytosis. Gene Ontology annotation, cellular component: endosome; plasma membrane; clathrin vesicle coat. Gene Ontology annotation, molecular function: phospholipid binding; clathrin binding. Bases 313 to 1263 code for a protein of 316 amino acids. Lineage: Eukaryota; Viridiplantae; Streptophyta; Magnoliopsida; Caryophyllales; Amaranthaceae.